UAAAAUAGCGUGAUAUACCCGUAACAAGGAGGCGUAUAGAUAAAGUUGUACCGACAUAACAAAUGGUGGCAGUUCACAGUUUGUAGGCAAAUUAUUCCUUCAAACUCACUAAAGUACCAACAUCAUGGCAAGUAACAUAUCCGUACGGCGUGCCCAGGAUCUCGUUACCUACACGUGUGCUUUGUGUGACAGUGAAGACGGGGUACGUUGGUAUUGCAACGAUUGCCAGGAGAAUUUAUGUGAUUGGUGUACGGAAACUCAUACACGCGGAAAGAAAACUCAAAACGAUGACGUGGUAUCGAUAGGGAAGGCUAACCGCCAGAGCGACAAGCCUAUACCAGAGGUAUGUAAAAUACAUCCCGGUAAAUUAUGUGAUCUCUAUUGUUCAGACUGCAACCUGUUGAUUUGUUCGAUGUGUUUAUCUAAAACUCACAAACACCACGACUGGAAACAUUUCGAAGACGAAUUUUCCAUUAAAAAGCAACAUCUGAAAGAACAUAUCACAACAAUUUCUGUUAAAAUAGAACAGUUCAAGAACGAGACAUCAGAGCAACAUCGUUUUAACGAAGGGUUCAACGACAACAUUGAUACAAUGAGGAUAGAGGUGAACUCUCAAAGGACAAAGUUAAAGGCAGAAGUAGAUUAUAUCGCUGAUGCAAUACUUGCAGAAUUAUCGGCUUUAGAAAAAGAAGAAUCGACCAUGCACAAGACAGAUUGUCAACGAUCAGAGAAAAAAGUCGAAGAACUGACGCGCCUGCUUGAACAAGCGGAAAUGACAAAUAUAGCAAGUGUAUCCUUGUUUGAAACAGAAAGGACUUUGAGGACAACUCUGCCCCUGUAUGACGUUAAUGUGAAAUAUGUUUCACCAAAACAACCAAGCUUUGUUACCGGAAGUAUCGACCGCGUCCUGUUGACGGAAAUGUUAGGUGAAUUACACCACGAGAACCAGUACGAGAAGACAGACAGCAACAGUAAACGCGUUCAUCGUCUCUCAAAGUUUGCUGUUACUCCAAAACAUCAAAUAAACGGUAUAUGUCCAGUCGACGACAGUCAGGCGUGGCUAUCAAUACACAAGUACCAGGGUCUGGUACUGGUUAAUAGGGAGGGUGUGGUCUCAGAGACAGUAAAGCUGGACUUCUGUCCGUUCAUGAUCACCAUGGUUGGGACAACAGACAUACUUAUGACCAGUUAUCCAUUUAGUACAUUUAUAUAUAAACUAUCACUAAUCAACAAACAAGUAACAACAUUUGCUGACAUCAAGCCACAUGAACCACGUGACAUCAGCAUCAACGAGAGGGGCGAGGUGUUUGUUAGUACAGGUACAUCAGACAUAGUGGUACUGAAUCAGUCAGGCACGGUUAUAAGGAAGGUCAUUAUUGGAUCAGAAACUAUAAGGUAUGUUGUCUGUUUGUCAUCGCGACGUAUGUGUGUAGUUCAAGCAAUCAGAGAGAGCCGGACUGAUAGGAAUAUAAAGAUAACAGACGAAUCUGGUACCGCCAUACAGACAUGGACUGGUGAACUCGACAACGAUCAAAAGGUCGGUAGUAAGCAACUCUGUAAGAUGUCAUGUGAUAAGUACGAUAGAGUCUUUGUACCAGACUACAAGAACAAUCAGGUGUAUGUCUUACCGAGAGACGGUACACAAGUUGUGUGUCUCCUGGACCAGAAAUGUGGAGUGAUCAAACCUACAGCGGUGGGUGUGGACACGUGUGGUAACGUGUGGAUCGGGGGUGGAGACGGUACCGUACACGUGAUGGGGUUGUAACACGAGGAUAUAGUACAUGAUGAACACUUGACCUCGUGGUACAAUAAAACAUUAUGUAAAUAUCAUUCCAUGACAGUUCACCGAUAAAUGUAUAAAAAGUAUAAAACGUCCUCAAAUGUCGAAUCAGAUUGUACAAACAUUUGAACAGUGANU
This is a messenger RNA of Mizuhopecten yessoensis (Yesso scallop), 1918 nucleotides long. RefSeq lists its product as uncharacterized. The transcript has a single exon. Lineage: Eukaryota; Metazoa; Mollusca; Bivalvia; Pectinida; Pectinidae. The coding region runs from base 125 to 1765 and encodes 546 amino acids. Gene Ontology annotation, molecular function: zinc ion binding. The record is from RefSeq and is a predicted model, not a curated record.